This is a messenger RNA of Phymastichus coffea, 1150 nucleotides long. It is a transcript of the gene Rack1, whose product is annotated as small ribosomal subunit protein RACK1. Gene Ontology annotation, molecular function: protein kinase C binding; ribosome binding; translation regulator activity. The record is from RefSeq and is a predicted model, not a curated record. The transcript is spliced from 5 exons. Gene Ontology annotation, biological process: positive regulation of protein phosphorylation; rescue of stalled cytosolic ribosome. The coding region runs from base 129 to 1088 and encodes 319 amino acids. NCBI's taxonomy places the organism in Eukaryota, Metazoa, Arthropoda, Insecta, Hymenoptera, Eulophidae. Gene Ontology annotation, cellular component: cytosol; nucleus.
UGCCUGCCAUUGACCAUCUCUCUUUCCGGUCUUUACGGUUUGAGUUUUCAAGCACGACGUUGGAUUGUCCGACGAGUGUAAAGUAAUCCACUUGCAUCCAACAGUUGAUUGCUCAAAUCAGAUUGAAAAUGACUGAAACUCUUCAAUACAGAGGAUGCCUCAAAGGACACAAUGGAUGGGUUACGCAAAUUGCAACCAAUCCAAAAUACCCGGACAUGAUCUUGUCUUCUUCACGUGACAAGACUUUGAUCGUCUGGAAGUUGACUCGUGACGAGAUCAAUUACGGAGUACCUCAAAAGCGUCUGUAUGGUCACUCUCACUUUAUCAGUGAUGUUGUCUUGUCUUCGGAUGGAAACUAUGCUUUAUCAGGAUCUUGGGACAAGACUCUAAGGUUGUGGGACUUGGCUGCUGGUCGCACUACCAGAAGGUUUGAAGACCAUACUCAGGAUGUUCUAAGCGUUGCUUUCUCAGUUGAUAAUCGUCAAAUUGUAUCUGGAUCACGAGACAAGACCAUCAAGUUAUGGAAUACACUGGCUGAAUGUAAAUAUACUAUUCAAGAAGAUGGACAUUCUGACUGGGUCAGCUGUGUCCGGUUCUCUCCCAAUCAUUCAAACCCCAUUAUUGUGUCUGCUGGUUGGGAUCGUGUCGUCAAGGUAUGGAACUUGACAAACUGUCGUCUCAAGAUCAACCACAAUGGACACACUGGCUACCUCAACACUGUAACUGUUUCUCCAGAUGGUUCUCUUUGUGCUUCUGGUGGCAAGGAUAAUAAAGCCAUGUUGUGGGAUUUGAAUGAUGGAAAACACUUACACACCCUUGACCAUAAUGACAUUAUCACAGCUCUAUGCUUUAGUCCCAAUCGCUACUGGUUGUGUGCUGCUUAUGGACCAUACAUCAAGAUUUGGGAUCUUGAGGGCAAGGAAAUGGUUGAAGAACUAAAACCUGAAAUCAAUAAUAAUGCUUCCAGCAAGGCUGAGCCUCCUCAAUGUUUGUCUUUGGCUUGGUCUACUGAUGGACAAACUUUGUUUGCUGGUUAUUCUGACAAUAUUAUUAGAGUAUGGCAAGUUUCUGUCACUACCCGUCAAUAAUUUUGUACAAAAAAUGACCAAUAAAACAACAGACUAAAAAAAUUUAUUUAACUUGUUUUAUC